Molecule: messenger RNA, 865 nt
Organism: Cajanus cajan (pigeon pea)
Lineage: Eukaryota; Viridiplantae; Streptophyta; Magnoliopsida; Fabales; Fabaceae
Source: RefSeq, a predicted model, not a curated record
UAGAAGAGAGAAAGGAAAGUGAAAGUGAAGUAGUGAAAGAUGGGAAGUGAAGAGGUGAAGGUGGUGAGCUUUUGGGCGAGUCCAUUUGGUAAAAGGGUAGAGUGGGCUUUGAAACUCAAGGGUGUAGAAUAUGAGUACAUUGAAGAAGAUAUCUUCAACAAGAGCAAUCUCCUUCUCCAGCUGAACCCGGUUCACAAGAAGGUUCCGGUUCUUGUUCAUGCCCACAAACCCAUUGCUGAGUCACUUAUCAUCCUUGAAUACAUCGAUGAAACAUGGAAGCAGUAUCCACUCUUGCCUCAACAUCCUUAUCAAAGAGCACUUGUUCGCUUCUGGACUAAUUUCGUUGAGCAAAAGCUUUUUGAUGCAGCAUGGCUUGGUAUGUGUUCGAGCGGGGAUGAGCGGGAAAAGGGUGUGAAAGUAGCAAGAGAAGUAAUGGAGAAAAUAGAAGAAGAGAUAAAGGGAAAGAGAUUCUUUGGUGGGGAGAAUAUUGGGUACCUAGAUAUUGCACUUGGAUGGAUUUCGUACUGGCUCCCUGUUUGGGAGGAAGUUGGAUCAAUGGAGAUAAUAGAGUCAUUGAAAUAUCCAGCCACCACUGCAUGGAUCAACAAUUUUCUGACCCACCCUCUCAUCAAGGACACCUUUCCACCAAGAGACAACAUGAUUCUUUACUACAAUCGCAGAAAGACACUUUUUUCAACUUUUAAUGUUUAGAUCUCUCUAUACUUUAGUAGAAUAACAAUGGGACGGAACCAUACUAUCUAAGUGUGUAAUUCUUAUUUUUAUUUACAUAUGGUAUUUUGGGUUCCAUCUGCUACUACCAACCAUUUCUCUAAUUAUAAAGAAUAAAUCUAUUCCUCUCUGUUUA